AACCCACCCAAUUGUCGUCAAGUAUUGCAGCUUCCUCUUCUCCUUCCUAGGCAGAGGCUUGUUCUAUAUCUUUGUGGGAGGCUUGACACUCAAUCAAAGCGCGCUGUCCAUCAUUGCUGCAUCGCUCUUGAUCUUGCUUGGCAUCGUCUACAUCGGUAUGGAGUUUAGCCCUCAAAUCGAACGGCCUUUGAAUAUGCGGGAUCCAGAUGAGGCUCUGGAUGAUGAGAUUGAAGGAAUCGUAUAGCCGCAUAGCCCAGUAUAAUUGCCUGAUGAUUGACUUUGCUGUUUGCGUAGCCCAAGAUGACUUUUGCAGAUGCCACGACAUCACUUCAUCUACACACUCUCUCUUUAAAAGCUUAAGCUGGAGCUGCCUGCAUGCAUGCGAGACUACUAUGAGGUACUGCAAGUCUCUGAAACAGCUUCAGAUGAAGAGAUCAGAAAAGCAUACCGCAAGCUAGCUCUCAAAUACCACCCAGACCGCAACUUUGGCAAUAUCGAAGAAGCAACAGAUCUCUUUGCUGAAGCACAAUCGGCAUAUGAAAUUCUAAGUGACCGGAAUGAACGUGCUUGGUAUGAUAAGAAUCGCGAGUCUAUCCUACGCGGCGCUAGCUUCUCCGAUGAACCGACCGCAUACACACAAGAAGAAAUCGGCUUGACACCUGCUGAAAUCUUGGCAGCCGCAGGGUCUCUUGCAUCAUGCAAGCUCGAUGACAGUCGCGGUGGUUUCUUUGAUACUGCAAAUCGAACGUUUGAAUUGCUUCAUGCGCAAGAAGUCGCUGCGUGUGCUGUACAAGGCACAGAUUGCCAACCGAUUCCCUCGUUCGGCGGCAGCCACACAGAAGACGCUUCAGUCCAUGCAUUCUACAACGCCUGGCAAGCUUUUGCUUCUGCAAAACGCUUCGAUUGGGCGGAACGGUAUCGCUAUGAACGGAGUUAUGAUCGUCGACAACGCCGGAUUGUUGAGAAGGAAAAUGCAAAGCUACGACUUGCUGAACGACGCAGCUAUAAUGAAGCUGUCGCAAAGUUACUACAAGCUGCACGAAGGCGUGAUUUCAGGAUCGUUGCAAAGACAACAACUGCUGCACAGCGAGAAGAAACGAUGCGUGCAUUGAGGCGAGAACAGCAAGAACAAGCGCGUGCUGAGAAUUUGGCCAUGCAAGCGGAUUACAAAGAACAAGACUGGCAGCGUGUGGAUGUGAAACAGCAGAUGGAGGAGGAGAUGCAGCAGUAUGAAGAGUUUGCUUUGGAGAUUGAGUGUGUCGCGUGUGGAAAGACGUUCAAGUCAGAGAAGCAGUAUGCUACGCAUGAAAGAAGCAAGAAGCACAUUCAAACAGUCAAGCGACUCAAAUGGGAGAUGAAGAAGGAAGCCAGGCGACUUGGCUUGGACUCUGAUCUAGAGUCUGCCGAGGAGACUGACGAGAAGGACGAUUACCAGACCUGUGACGAGGAAGCAAAGGCCGAACGAGCCGAAUUCUCGGGAAAUACAACCGAGCCGAUCGAGCCUCCUGAGAACGGCGCCAAGAUACCUGUUCGAGAAGCUAAGGCAACCUCAAAUGUGGAUCAACUGGAUCUUGAUGCACUGUCGCUCUCGACUGGUAGCUUGGACGAAGACAGCGACAAUCAGCCACGAGCACCGUCUCCUGUACCUAGGCCCAUGCCAGCGUCCAGCAAUAAGAGCAAGAGCAAGCGUAAAAAGCAGCAAGCAAAAGCGAAGCUCCGAAAAUGAUACCGACAGCCUCUCACAUGUGAAGUCACCCUGAAACAGCUUUACUACACAACGCAACACUCAGCCCUGUACAGCUCCAACCUCCUGAGAGGCUUGAACCAACCGAAAGAUUUUGCCAGGGCUUUUCAAAUGAUGCAAUAUCGUCUUCUUGUAAAGGAGCGAUGGUCCACG
This is a messenger RNA of Protomyces lactucae-debilis, 1897 nucleotides long. RefSeq lists its product as uncharacterized. The coding region runs from base 380 to 1726 and encodes 448 amino acids. Lineage: Eukaryota; Fungi; Ascomycota; Taphrinomycetes; Taphrinales; Protomycetaceae. Gene Ontology annotation, cellular component: cytoplasm. The transcript has 2 exons. The record is from RefSeq and is a predicted model, not a curated record. Gene Ontology annotation, molecular function: zinc ion binding; nucleic acid binding.